Messenger RNA from Tarenaya hassleriana, 2594 nucleotides. RefSeq lists its product as uncharacterized. Lineage: Eukaryota; Viridiplantae; Streptophyta; Magnoliopsida; Brassicales; Cleomaceae. The transcript has 2 exons. The coding region runs from base 226 to 2337 and encodes 703 amino acids. The record is from RefSeq and is a predicted model, not a curated record.
GUCGCAAAUCUCAAAGCCGCUCUCUCUCUCUCUCAUGGCGUCCACCAACGCUUCCACUGACGCCACUGAUGCUCAAAUCUUCAAGAACUCCAUCAAAACCCCAUUCUCCUCUUUGAUUUAAAGCUCCGAUUCUUCAACACUUCUUCUGGGAUCUCUUUUUAUUUUCCGUCGCAUUUCGUUUGUUCGUCUCUGGGUUUCCAAUUUUUCUAGGUUACUCAUCUCAAAAUGGGGAGCAAGUGGAGGAAGAUGAAGAAGGCUUUAGGUCUGAAUCUCUGCACGUAUCUCCCAAGAACGCUAGAGGAACCACCAUCUUCUUGUUUGAAUUCCGCUGAGAAAUUGUCCGAUGCUGCUUUGCUCUCUCCGGUGAACUGGCCCAUGACUCCGACACCGUCUUCUUACGGUCUGAGGCUGUCCAGGAAUAGCAGCAAAUCUUCCAAGCAGACGUGCUCGAUUUGCUUGACUAAGAUGAAAGAAGGGGGAGGGCAUGCGAUUUUUACAGCAGAAUGCUCGCAUUCUUUUCAUUUUCACUGCAUUGCGUCGAAUGUGAAACAUGGCAACCAAGUCUGUCCAGUCUGCAGAUCAAAGUGGAAAGAUAUACCUAUGCAGCAUCCUAUGUUGGAUCUUCCUGUUCUGUUUGACCGGUCCCAUAAUGAUGCAGCCAUUAAUCUUGCCCGUCGCUUACAUCCCCCUCGUCGAGUUAUGAAUCAGGGACAUGCUCCGCAGAUACAGGCUUCUGAGCCAUCUAUGUUCAAUGAUGAUGAACAGUUGGAGCAGCUGCCCGUAAUUCCUGGAAAGAGCUCUAGCAGUAAUGAUGUUUCGGACAACAACCGUCCCGUAAGAAUGAUGGACAUCAAAAUACAUCCGGAGGUCUCAGCUGUCCCACGAGCCCAGUCUUGUGGGAACUUUGAUGUAUUAGUGCAUCUCAAAGCUGCUGCCACGGUUGCCGGUCAUGCUGUCUCUGAAAAUAAUCAGAUUUCUCAAUAUCCUCGAGCUCCGGUUGACCUAGUCACGGUGUUAGACAUCAGUGGAAGUAUGGCAGGAACUAAGCUUGCCCUGCUAAAACGGGCGAUGGGGUUUGUGAUUCAAAACCUUGGAUCCAAUGAUAGACUCUCAGUUAUUGCUUUCUCUUCAACUGCUCGUCGCCUCUUCCCUUUAACCCGUAUGUCUGACACUGGAAGACAGCAAGCCCUUCAAGCCGUUAAUUCAUUGGUUGCGAACGGUGGGACCAACAUUGCUGAAGGUCUUAGAAAAGGUACCAAAGUGAUGGAAGAUAGAAGGGAAAAAAAUCCUGUUUCCAGCAUUAUUCUUUUGUCUGAUGGGCGAGACACCUAUACCAUGAACCAGCCUGAGCCAAAUUACAAGUUGUUGCUCCCCUUGUCUAUGCAUAGCAAUGACAACAAGAGAUUCCAGAUUCCAGUUCACUCUUUUGGUUUUGGAUCAGAUCAUGAUGCAUCACUGAUGCAUUCUGUCUCUGAAAUAUCUGGGGGAACCUUCUCUUUCAUUGAGAGUGAAGCUGUUAUCCAGGACGCUCUUGCACAGUGCAUCGGUGGACUUUUAAGUGUUGCAGUGCAAGAGCUGCGAUUAGAAAUCGAUGGUGUGUGCCCAGAUGUUCGUCUUGGCUCAAUAAAAGCUGGAAGUUACUCUAGCGUCGUUCUCGAUGAUGGCCGGUCAGGAAUUAUUGAUGUUGGUGAUCUUUACGCUGAUGAAGAGAGAGAUUUCUUGGUCUCCAUCAACAUCCCUGCUGAGAAUGCUGGAAGUGAGACACCGUUGCUAAAGUUGAGAUGUGUCUAUAAGGGUCCCUUGACGAAGGAAAUUGUGACACUUGAAAGUCACGUGCUUAAAAUUCAGAGACCUGAAAAGGUCGGUCCAGAAGUCGUGUCGAUUGAAGUGGACAGGCAAAGGAACAGAUUCCUAGCUGCUGAGGCGAUGGCACAAGCAAGAACUUCAGCAGAGCAAGGUGAUUUAUCGACAGCUGCUUCCAUUCUCGAGAACUGCAGAAGGGUUUUGUCAGAGACGGCCGCAGCAAAAUCCCGUGACAGGUUCUGUGCUGCUCUGGACGCUGAGCUGAAGGAAAUGCAAGAAAGAAUGACGAGCAGGCAUGUGUACGAGGCAUCGGGAAGAGCUUACAUCCUCUCCGGACUCAGCUCCCACUCGUGGCAAAGAGCGACAGCAAGAGGAGGAGAUUCAAUAGACGUUUCAAGCCUGGUCCAGGCCUAUCAGACUCCAUCGAUGGCCGAGAUGCUACGCAGGUCUCAGGCCAUGUUUCUGGGAAGUCCCUCGAACCAUAGACUCAUCCAGCCAUUGUUGUCAUUCACCUCAGAGCCAAAACCGAGGUAAAAAGAACAGAAUUUUUGGGGAGAAAUCCAAUGUAAUCAACAAGCGUUUUGCCUCUUUACUCUUUUUUUGUGGAAAUGGAAGUGGAAACUAUUGGAGGGUUCUCUGGGUUUGUCUGUGAAGAGAAGAGAAUAAAGCAGGCAAGAGAAGGAGAGAUGUGAAAUAGAUUGUAUGUGGUGGGUUUGAGGUUAUGAUGUGAUGUACAUAUGGAGAGGAAUGCUCCCUCUAUUGGGUAUAAAAUAAAAGUUAGGUUUUUUUCA